Messenger RNA from Oryzias melastigma (Indian medaka), 1907 nucleotides. RefSeq names its product angiotensinogen. Gene Ontology annotation, molecular function: serine-type endopeptidase inhibitor activity. The record is from RefSeq and is a predicted model, not a curated record. Bases 180 to 1556 code for a protein of 458 amino acids. Gene Ontology annotation, biological process: regulation of systemic arterial blood pressure by renin-angiotensin. The transcript has 7 exons. NCBI's taxonomy places the organism in Eukaryota, Metazoa, Chordata, Actinopteri, Beloniformes, Adrianichthyidae.
AAUCAGUACAAAGCAAGUUGUGAGUCAGUCGUGACAGCAGAGCCCCUGACUCAGACACAAAGUUAAUCUGUAACCAGUUGGGUUUAAAAAGGGGAGAAGAGGAGCCACAAACUUCAGUCUGAACCUCACACAGCAGCUCCAAAGACAAAAGAUUUGAGAGAAAAACAACCUAAAGCAAAAUGCGGAGACUACAGGCACCUCUUCUAGUCGUUCUUCUAUGCUGCUGCUUGUCGAGAGCCAACCGGGUCUACGUUCACCCCUUCUAUCUGUUUGCUGCUGAUAAUGUCAGCUGUGAGACCCUGAAGAACCAGAUGAGCAAGCCUCUGGAAACACUCCCCGUCAGCCCCCUUGACAGUGAAGUCUUGACACCAGACAACAGGGACCCAUCAAAAGUGAAUCGACAGAACAUCACUGAAAGGACGGCCUUUCUGGCUGAGCUGCUGAACCCUCUCGGCCUGAGAAUGUAUCUUGCUCUCAGCAAGAUGCAGAGCAGCAAAAACACCCUCUUUUCUCCCGUCAACACGUGUGAGUCUCUAUUUAGUUUCUACCUGGGAGCUUCCAAGACGACGGCAAGCUUUUUUCUGAGUCUUCUAGGCCUGAGUGACAUCGUCAGAGAGGAAUGUUUGUCCAUAGUGGAUGGACACAAAGUUCUCGGCACCCUGCAGAACAUUCAUUCUUUCAGUGGACCCGAAGAGAAAAUAACCACCCAAGUCUGGGCCUUCGCUCGCAAGGAUGCUCAGCUGUCAAGGGAUUUUAUCCAAGGAACACAGGACUUCUCCGACUCCUCAUUUAUCAGAGGAGUGGACUUCUCCAACCCCCAGGAGGCGGAGACUUUAGUGAACAGUUUUGUGGAGAAAACGUCAGAUGGAAACUUGAGGAACGUCUUCGGAGACCUCAAUCCCAGCAGCAACAUUUUGUUCCUCUCCUCCUUCAACUUCCAAGGGAAGUGGAAAACAGCCUUCCAGCCCGAGAAGACUUCCCUGCAGGAGUUUUACUUGAAUGCAACAACAACAGUGAUGACUCCAAUGAUGACGCGCACAGGCCGCUACCACUACCUGAACGAUAAGUUGAAGAGAUGCACGGUUCUGAAACUGCCUCUGACCAAACAAGCCUACAUGCUGCUGGUUCUGCCUCAUGAAGGAGUCAACCUCAACAACAUCGAGACAGAAGGAAAUCUGCACAUGAAUGUUUUUUCUGCCUGGCAUCAGAACCUUCAAGAAGGUCCAUUGGAGCUGUCACUCCCGAAGCUCUCCACGUCUUCUGUGAACGACCUGAACGACCUGCUGACCAACAUGAGCCCAGAAAUCGAGGCCAAGUUGUUGGGCUCUGAGGCCGAGUUCAGCCAGCUCAGCAACAUCACACCUUUCAGCAUAGAUAAGGCUGUAAACACGGUGCGGUUAGACUUGUCGGAAGAAGGAGCAGAACCUGAAGACGAGAAAGAAGCAGCAGACGUCCCUCUGAGACUGUCAUUCAACAGACCGUUCUUCUUCUCCGUCAUUGAAGGAUACAACAACGCCAUUCUCCUCCUGGGCAGGAUCACCAACCCCUCAUUUUGAAGAUGCGCAGCAGGAUGACAAAUACUCAACUAACUAUAUUUAAUUAUUAUUAAAUUAUAAAGUCUAUAGCUUAUAUUUCUGCAGGAAUUAGCUUUUAAUAUUUUGUAAUGAUUGUGAGGUUGUUAAGUCAGUAUUUAAAACAUUACCUCACUGGAGGCUAUUCUCCAGUCAGCUGAAAAUGUAGUUUAUUUCUUUUGCAGUAAAUUUUAUUUGCAGAGUUUUGUACUGUAUUUUCCACUAGGAUUGGUAACGGUCAUCUUUUGUGAUGGAAAAGCUUGUAUAUUUCAUAAUUUUUAUUUUGUUUCGCUUUGAUUUGCAAUUGCAAAAAUAAAUGGAUUUUGAACACUGAAA